Molecule: messenger RNA, 1606 nt
Organism: Vigna unguiculata (cowpea)
Lineage: Eukaryota; Viridiplantae; Streptophyta; Magnoliopsida; Fabales; Fabaceae
Product: ARM repeat superfamily protein
Molecular function (GO): protein binding
Source: RefSeq, a predicted model, not a curated record
GGCAUGGUUGGGAUACACAUGUAGAAAUGUUAUCCCACUCGCACUCCCAAUUCAUAAAUCUUCGCUUUUCGCAACUCCCUCACCAGCCCCUUUCUCUCCUUCACAUUAAUCUUGCUCCGAACCUCACAUACAAACCCCAACACGAACCUCCGGUUCGGAUCCUAAUCCCUCUCAUGGGAACCGAGAGUUACACAUACCUAGGACGCAAUUUCAGCCAACUCAGCAUCAACGACGCUUCCUCUUCCUCCGCCUUCAGCGACUGCAACAGUGACAGAUCUGGCGAAUUCGCCACCGCUUCUUCGCAAACGCGCCGCUUCCUCAUCACCUGCGCCACCGAAAACUCCGACGAUUUGAUCCGUCAACUCGUCGCCGAUCUCCACUCCGCCUCACUCGACGAUCAGAAACAAGCCGCCAUGGAAAUCAGGUUGCUCGCCAAGAACAAGCCGGAGAAUCGAGUCAAAAUCGCCAAAGCCGGCGCAAUCAAACCGCUGAUUUCACUCAUUUCGUCGCCGGACCUCCAGCUCCAGGAAUACGGCGUCACCGCGAUUUUGAAUCUCUCGCUCUGCGACGAGAACAAGGAGGCAAUCGCCUCCGCAGGCGCGAUUAAGCCGCUGGUUCGCGCGCUGAGCACGGGAACCGCGACGGCAAAGGAGAACGCGGCGUGCGCGCUGCUGCGGCUGUCGCAGGUGGAGGAGAACAAGGCGGCGAUUGGGCGGUCCGGCGCGAUUCCGCCGCUGGUGAGCCUUCUGGCUAGCGGCGGGUUCCGCGCGAAGAAGGACGCGUCGACGGCGCUGUACUCGCUGUGCACGGUGAAGGAGAACAAGCUUAGGGCGGUGAAGGCGGGGAUCAUGAAGGUGCUGGUGGAGUUGAUGGCGGACUUCGAGUCGAACAUGGUGGACAAGUCGGCGUACGUGGUGAGCGUGCUGGUGACGGUGCCGGAGGCGAGGGCGGCGCUGGUGGAGGAAGGCGGCGUGCCGGUGCUGGUUGAGAUCGUUGAGGUCGGAACUCAGAGGCAGAAGGAAAUCGCGGUUGUUAUUCUAUUGCAGGUGUGCGAAGAUAGCUUGGCGUGUCGCUCUAGGGUGGCUCGCGAAGGUGCGAUUCCUCCUUUGGUGGCUUUGUCUCAGUCCGGCACCAAUCGCGCCAAGCAAAAGGCGGAGAAAUUAAUUGAGCUUCUGCGGCAACCAAGAUCCAGCAACGGCGGUGGUGGUGGUCUUGCGUCAGAAGUGGCGGUGUAAACUCUGGCAGUCAUUUAUUCGCCGUGGAAACAAACACCGCAAAGUAAAAUUGUGAAUUGGUUAAAACACAACGAGCGUCCUUCCAAGAGAGACGGAGAGUUAAUUAAACUCUGUAAAUAUCUUCGAGAAGCUUUGUAAAGUUUGUGGCACAAAUGAUACGAGUUUGAGGUUGGUUUGGUUUUUGGGCUAUGCAAAAUAAUGCACUCCCUCUCAGCACCAUUGGUUAUUUUUCUUCCUUUUUUUUUUUUUCUCGUCAUUAUUUAUAUUUUGUUGCUGUGAAGGUGAGGGCUGAUGCUAUAGCUUUUGGGCCCGCAACUAUUUAUGUAAUUAUUGGCGUUAUAAGUGUGGUACUAGUUUAUUUGGCCUUAAAA